AUGGUACCGAAAAAAGAAAAAAGUGACAGUGAAAAUACAAAACGUUUUAGUGUAGCAUUAAAGAAAGUAAUUAUUGCAAAAUAUGAGAAUGGCAUUCGUGUUUCUGACAUCGCUAAAGAAUAUAAUGUGGCAAAAUCGACUAUCUCUACAAUUAUUAAAAACAAAAAAGCAUUUAAGACUGCCGAAGUGGCUAAAGGAGUGAAUGUGAUAUCGAAACAAAGAUCUAAAGUUUUAGAUAAAGUUGAAAAACUAUUGCUAAUAUGGAUCAAUGAAAAGCAACUUGCUGGAGACAGUGUUAGUGAAGCUAUAAUUUGUGAAAAAGCUAAAAAUUUAUACAAUGACUUGUUGAUCCAGACACCCAGUCCAAGUGCAGAUAGGCAGGACUUUAAAGCGAGACGAGGGUGGUUUGAUAAGUUUCGUCGACGAACUGGCAUUCACAGUGUCAUAAGACACGGGGAGGCUUCAAGUUCAAAUGAAAAAGCAACAAAAGCAUUUGUAGAUGAAUUCGCAGAGUUUGUAAAAAGUGAAGGAUACGUCUGGAAUCAAGUGUUUAAUUGCGAUGAGACCGGUCUUUUUUGGAAAAGAAUGCCUAGACGAACGUACAUAACCCAAGAAGAGAAAGCACUUUCCGGGCCCAUGAAGGACAGACUCACUCUUUUAUUUUGCGCUAAUGCACGUGGUGAUCUCAAAAUCAAGCCUCUUUUAGUCUACAGCGCCGAAAAUAUCCGUGUCUUUAAGAGCAAAAAUGUGAUAAAGUCCAAACUGCCUAUACAAUGGAAGGCAAAUAGUAAGCAUGGGAAAUGGAUCUUCCUCUUAUGUCUUCUCUUGAUGGAUAAUGCUCCAGCACAUCCACCAAAUUUGGAGGACGACUUGGAUAGUGAACAUGACUUCGUCAAGGUCAAAUUCUUUCCACCCAACACAACUCCAUUACUGCAACCAAUGGAUCAGCAAGUUACCAAUGAUACCGACUUAAAUCUUAGAACUUUUUGGAAGGAGCAUUUUAACAUCCUGCAUUGUAUCAACCUUAUUGACAAAGCCUGGAGUGAGGUCUCUCACCGCACUUUGCAAUCGCCCUGGAGGAAACUUUGGCCAACUUGUGUCCCAGAGCGAAACUUUAAGGAAUUUGAAGAAGAGAGCUCUCCUGAUGUAGUGCAUGAAAUCGUGUCCAUUGGCAAGAGUUUGAGAGUAGAGGUAGAUGAUGCAGACGUGGAGGAAUUGCUGAAAGACCAGUAG
Centruroides sculpturatus (bark scorpion) is the source of this 1233-nucleotide messenger RNA. Its product is annotated as tigger transposable element-derived protein 1-like. Gene Ontology annotation, molecular function: DNA binding. The transcript is spliced from 3 exons. Lineage: Eukaryota; Metazoa; Arthropoda; Arachnida; Scorpiones; Buthidae. Bases 1 to 1233 code for a protein of 410 amino acids. Gene Ontology annotation, cellular component: nucleus. The record is from RefSeq and is a predicted model, not a curated record.